AUGCUUGAUCAUAUACUCGGCAAGCCAUCGGCCAAUAUUCGGCGCACACAAGUCUUGGGUACGGCCCUGCUCACAGCAAUACUUUUACAGCGCCAAAAGCGCGCUCCCUGGGGCCUACGCUGGCUGGCACAGCUGGACACCAAGCUUCCCAUAUGGAAGGCGCUCCUGUGCUGGUCAACGAUUCUAUAUGUCCUGCGACACAUGGACGAUCUGCUGGGCCUCCAUGCGCCUGAGCCGCUGCGCGAAUACUACAGCCGCAGCUUCUACCGCGCCACAUGGAUCUUCACAGCGCUGGAUGCAGGGUUCUGGACAGCGAUGAGCGUGAGGCCACGGCCGCUGCGGCAUAUUCUAUCGCUGCUGUUCUCAGUAUAUUAUCUCAUUUUCACCAAUAGGGGCGUCGAGAAAGUCAGAAAGGUGAGGGCGCUGAUCACGGUUGACCACUUGCGCGUGUCAUGGAACAAGGGCGUCGACAACCCGCUGCUCAGGCUCAUCAUGAGGCUGCGCUCGAGUAAGUUGACGGUAAACCGCGUAGUCAGCAUACCCAGAUUGUCCGAUGUUGCGCAACUGGAGCCGGCCAAAUGCCACAUAAUGUACGCCGGCCCGGAGGGCGAGUUCAAGUCGUGCCGCCACGUUGUUUUGAACUUUCCGGGCGGCGGGUUUGUUGCCAUGGGGCCCGACUGCCACAAGGACUACCUCAGUGCAUGGGCCGAGCGGACGCAGGCAGUUGUUGUUAGCGUGGACUAUGCCAAGGCGCCUGAGUAUCCGUACCCGUACGCAAUCGACCAGUGUUACGAGGUGUACCGCGACAUUGUCCAGACGAAUGGCCGUUGCCUUGGCCUGCAGCAGCCAGAGCCCCUGCGAAUUGUGCUGGCGGGCGACUCUGCCGGCGGCAACAUCACGGCCAGCGUCAUGUUCCGAAUCCUCGAGUCGUCAGACAGACUGCCCGUGCCCGAGGGUAUUGUUUUUAUUUACGGUUGCUUCAACGUUGACAUCUGCGCGUGGAUGACGCGGCAGGAGACGCGCAUGCUGCUGGGAGCGUCGGAGAGUCGUCCAGUCUAUGUUGACGACCGCGUGCGCGUGGUGCGCAAGACAGCGGCGGCGCCAUUAUCUAGAAACAGCAGCGAUGACGAGGACGAUGAGGACAAAAACAACGGCAAUAUCAGAAGUAGCGAUAGCAGCGGCAGCGACGUUGAGCGUGCAUUUGUCCCGGCACAGACAAGCAAGGAAAUAGGGUACGUCCCCUUGUCGAUGACCAGCAGCUUUACGUACUUCAAUGAUCAGAUUCUAUCCCCUGAAAUGAUGCGCGCCAUGAUCAUAAUGUACGUUGGUCCCAACGGGCGUCCAAACUUUCGCACAGACUACUACCUAUCGCCGCUGGUGGCACCCGACCACCUUUUGGAACGAUUCCCACCGGUCUACUUUAUGUGCGGUGAGAAAGACCCGAUGGUUGACGACACGGUGUUGUUUGCCGCGCGCAUCCGCAAGGCCAAGCAGCGGCGCAUGCAGGCGGCGUCCCCAGCGAAAAAGCCAAAUAAGGGCGACAGGAGACCAUUGGCAGCGGUCAUCAAGGUUAAGCUGCUCGCUGGCAUGUCGCAUGGGUUUAUGCAGAUGUACUCGCUGCUGCCUGAGUCCAAGCAAGUGGCAGCGACGCUGGGCGGCUGGCUCGUGGAGCUGCUAUAUGGCGAUCACACGAUGACGGCGUACUCGCGGUGCGCAUCAAUGGUGUAUAAUUCUGGCCCUCAUUGUCAACAACAGCAGCAGCAGCAGUUACAUGGUGCGGACUACGUGUCGUCGUCAUCAUCAUCAUCGUGGGAGAUUGGCCCGAAUGUCGGCAACAUUGUAUUGCGCAAUGGCCAUGGUCCUAAUCGGCACAGAAGUGUUGUGGAUGAUCUUAUUUCAAUCGAAAUUACGUCGCCGCCGCUGCCAUCAACAUCACCAACAUUAGCGGUGACAGCCGCAGCGGCAUCCUUCAGCAUGAAUGCCGCCGCUCCAGGUAUUUCGGCAGAUAUUUUUGAGAGGGGGCUGCUCGACAAGCAUGGCAUCGAGAUAGUUUCGUCAGCAAACAUGGUGCGGCGCCGCGGGCACGGUUUAGCUGAUCCAUUGAAUUAA
Messenger RNA from Kickxella alabastrina, 2109 nucleotides. Its product is annotated as Alpha/Beta hydrolase protein. Gene Ontology annotation, molecular function: sterol ester esterase activity; triacylglycerol lipase activity. Gene Ontology annotation, biological process: triglyceride catabolic process. NCBI's taxonomy places the organism in Eukaryota, Fungi, Kickxellomycota, Kickxellomycetes, Kickxellales, Kickxellaceae. The transcript has 4 exons. The record is from RefSeq and is a predicted model, not a curated record. Bases 1 to 2109 code for a protein of 702 amino acids. Gene Ontology annotation, cellular component: cytosol.